AGAGUCUGGCGGGAUUCGGGUAGGUGCAGUGGCGGAAGUAGUUGGACACAGUGAGAGCUGAGCCAUCUAGGAAGGCGAGGCCGUGGGUCACCUCACCUGGAACAGCUGCCUGUCUCAGCCAGACCACAGCGAGUAGGGUUUGGCUGUCGGGGAAAUGCCUCUGUUCGCCCCCAACCCUUUCGAGCAAGACGUGGAAAAAGCCACAAAUGAGUACAACACUGCGGAAGACUGGAGUCUUAUUAUGGACAUAUGUGACAAAGUUGGAAGCACUCCUAAUGGGGCAAAAGACUGCCUGAAAGCCAUAAUGAAAAGGGUCAAUCACAAGGUUCCUCACGUUGCUCUGCAGGCGUUAACUCUUCUUGGGGCUUGUGUGGCAAACUGUGGAAAGAUAUUUCAUUUAGAAGUAUGUUCCCGUGAUUUUGCAACAGAAGUACGUGCUCUGAUAAAAAAUAAGGCUCAUCCUAAGGUGUGUGAAAAACUGAAAUCUUUAAUGGUGGAGUGGUCAGAAGAAUUUCAAAAGGACCCCCAGUUUAGUCUAAUAUCUGCAACUAUUAAAUCUAUGAAAGAAGAAGGAAUUACUUUUCCUCCAGCAGGUUCUCAGACUGUCUCAGCUGCUGCCAAGAAUGGUACAUCAUCAAACAAAAACAAAGAAGAUGAAGACAUAGCUAAAGCUAUUGAAUUAUCCUUGCAAGAGCAGAAGCAGCAGCACACAGAAACAAAAUCCUUACAUCCGUCUGCAGACGUUCAGCUAAAUAAUAAAACUGCAAGAAAAGUGAGAGCUUUAUAUGAUUUUGAAGCUGUUGAGGACAAUGAACUUACCUUUAAACACGGUGAAAUUAUUAUUGUUUUGGAUGACAGUGAUGCCAACUGGUGGAAAGGAGAAAACCACAGAGGAGUAGGACUCUUCCCAUCUAAUUUUGUAACAACAAAUUUAAACAUGGAGUCUGAGGCAGCAGCUAUGGACAAUUUGAAUGUAAUUGAUGAGGAGGAAGAAGAAAUUAAGAAAUCAGAGCCUGAGCCUGUUUAUAUAGAUGAGGAGAAGAUGGAUAGAGCCCUGCAGGCCCUCCAGAGUAUAGAUCCAACUGACUCAAAACCAGACUCCCAGGACCUUUUGGACUUAGAAGAUAUCUGCCAACAGAUGGGUCCCAUGAUAGAUGAAAAACUUGAAGAGAUUGACAGGAAGCAUUCAGAAUUGUCUGACUUGAACGUAAAAGUCUUGGAAGCCCUGGAACUGUAUAACAAGUUGGUAAAUGAAGUACCAGUAUAUUCUGUUUAUUCAAAGCUCCAUCCUCCAGCACAUUACCCACCUUCAUCAGCCGGGGUUCCGAUGCAGACAUAUCCAGUUCAAUCACAUGGUGGAAAUUAUAUGGGUCAAAACGUUCACCAAGUUACUGUUGCCCAAAGCUACAGCCUGGGACCAGACCAGAUUGGUCCACUCAGAUCUCUGCCUCCAAAUGUGAAUUCCUCCAUGCCAGCUCAGCCUGCUCAAGCUCCAUACUUAAGCACUGGACAGGACACUCUUUCCAAUCCUGCUUACAUGGACCAGGCAGCCGCUGGCACAGCCGCUUACGCUCAGCAGAGGGGGCUGGCUCUGGGCCUGCCAUCCUACCCGGCCACCGUGUCCAGUCUGCCGCCGCUGGCGGGCUUUCCGGCGGCAGUUCCAGCUCAUGCAGGUGCACAGCAGCAAACAGGUUACCAUCAGCAGCCUCUCCUUUAGAGACAACCCAUGCGUUUCGUUCAAAGCCUUCAUAUAUAUGUAUUAUUUGACCAUUAUGAUUCUAAUCUGAAAAUACUGAAAGAAAAACAUUUUUCACAACUAAAAAGGACAGACCAUGAAUAAAUAAAGCACAAAACCUUCUUACUCUACUAGGCCAUAAAAGGGUUUUUUUCCACUCGUUUGUUUGAAGUCAAACUUUUGAACAGAGGCAGCUUCAAGUUGUUUCCAGUUGAUUUUGUCUGAAUUUCAAAUUUCUCUACACAGAUCUGGACACCCGUGGGUAGCCUUAUGACACUAAACAGCAUGAGAAACGUACAUUUUAUAAAGAACCCACCCUAUACCCCCCAAACAUUGUGACGAUGGGGAGAGUGCUGAAACCUUUAAAUAUAUUUUGUAUGCAUAUUUUUUCAGUUUCCUACACACCACUAUUUUAAAAGGUGACCAUCUUUUUUUUGUGCAUUUAGCUUGCCAACAUACUUCCUUUUGGCUCCUCAAAUUGCAGUUGUAUUUGCAAUACUUUCAGUUUUGCUCUCAGUGUAUGUUGAGUAAUAAUUAGCAUGUAAUUGUCUGCAGAAGAGCUGUUUGGAAGGAUCAAAAAUAUUUUGUUAUUAAUAGUGAAGACCAUGUCAAUGCAGAUGUGUGACAAAGCAUUUAGCUAGUCCUCCCUUCAUGCCAUUCGUGGGCUAAGAAAUGCCCCGUAAACCAUUUCCAUUACCUGCAGAACAACAUUUAUUUUCUUACAAGGGUCCCUGGUAUUUAGAAUGGCCACUACAUGGACCUUUUCCAAUGACUUUGGUCAUUCUGUAAUGAAGACAGGGUCUGUUGUGUUCCUUCAUACACUGCAUCAUGCAGAGAUGCUGCAUUUCCUUUUUACAGACGACAUGUGAACUUGAGCCAUGAGGCAAACCUAAUAAUUUGAUGUGAUGUAUGCCAGUCGUUAAGUGUGGUUUUGUUGAUACGUUGCUUCUUUACAGAGGUGAUGCGAGUACCAUUGCUCUACCAGGCUGUCGAAAAAACUGGCCAUUCUUUUCAGGAGUAAUUCUGAGUCUGUGGAAUAACAACCAGCAACGGAUUGACAGGGAAGCUCUUGAGACAGUUUUUCUGAAGCUUACAUUUUAAAUUAGUUUAUAAUGCUAAUAGAUUCCACUUUAGAAGUCAGUAACUCAGUAGGGACUAUCUUCUCUCUAAAAAUUUGCACACUACUGUAUUGUCUAGCACUUUUUUAGAUAACACAAAAUAGAAAACAAGCCAUAGUAGAAGUAGUAAGCUGUAUGUUAUAGAAACACCAGCAGGCCCCCCAAUGUUAUUUGUAGGAACAAUUGAUGUUAAAACUAUAUUCAAAUUUUGAUUUAAGAAUUUUUGAGAUGUAGUCAAACUAUCCAAAGUUUCUUUGUAUAAAAGAGGCAGCAUCAAGAGUUCUAACUUUUUGAUAGAGAAGUCUGUUAAAUUUAUAUCUGAAAAAAGGAAAUGCAAAUACCUAUGCUUACAGAUACAUAACAACUGGAAAAAUGAUGGACAUGUUUAUUUUUUUAAAUGAUAAUUGUAUGGAAGCAAGAUUUCUGCAUUGUUUUUUUUAAUAGGACUCUGUAGUAGAAAGAUUACCCUUAAUCUUUUGUCAUUUGCUAUUUGAAGAAACUUGAUUCUAAAUAUAUUGCUCCCCCCACCCCCCCCGCCCAAAGAAACUGUAUCCUACAAGAAAUUAGUCCAUGUACUACUUGGUCUUCAUUUAAAGGGAAAAACAGUUAAUAUUGGACAGCCCAGUUUCUGUCAUUCUCUUAUUUUAGAUAUAGGGAACAGGAAAGAAAGUUUUAACCUUUAAUGCUUCGUGUUCUGUUUUUCAUUCCAUAUUUCUUUUCCAUCCAUGUGAAUUCAAUGAUAAUACUUACAGAAAAUUCUAAAAUGGCACCUUACUUUCUGGAAACAAAUCUGUUCUUUUUUUAAAGACUACAAAGCAUAAAAAACAUUUACAAAGCUGCUCUUGAUAAUAAUGUUUUCAUAUAUAUGGAAAAUCCUUUUUCCCAAACAAUAUUUAAUAAACAGUUAUUUUAAUAUUGGUGUAAAUAUUUCAUGUAUAAUUUUUGGUGGAAUUGUAAAAGCUUAAUUUUGCAUAAGUCUGAGCUAGUCUGAAUGCUUGCACACCCCCUAAAUCGGGGUCAGUCAGUUUAGUUCACCUAAUGUAGUUUUUGAAUAAUGUAAUAUGCAACAUGUAUAUAAAUAGUAUAUAUUGGCAUUUAUCUGUGAAAUUUUAUAUAUUCAGAAGUUUUUUCUCCCUCUUAAAUUAAAAAUAAUUUUAUUUUUGUCAUACUGUAAUGAAAUUUGUGUUGCAGGUUGUUGAUAGUAUAAAGAUGUUAAAUCAGUGUAGCGAGAUAUUUUUAGUGUUAAGAAAUAUAGGUUUAUUAUUUUUCUUUUCCAUAAUCUAAUGGAUUGUAUUUAUUUUCAAACCUGUUUAUAAUUAAAUGUUUUCUGCCAAAGGAACUGUCUAACAUCAGAUUUCUACAUUGGGUUCAUACUUACUGUUUUUAUAUAAAAAAUAAAAGUAACUUCUGCUUUUUCACAUAAAAUCUUGGUACGUGAGAAAGAAUUUCUGAAAAUUAAAAUAAAGUUUUCAUUAAUGUAGAAAACUUCCCCUGGUGUUAAAGUAUGUGAAGUGGGAUGUGUUCUCACAGUGUGGAAAUGCAGUCUACCAAUACUUUCUUGGGAUUUGGUGACUUAUUUAUAAAAUUAUCUGAACAUGAAAAAAUUGUAACAUUUAUCAGGAUUUGAAAUUAUUUGCAGAUACAUUGUCAUCAUAUACUAUUUCAGUAGUUGGUUUUUGACCACAUAAAUUUCACUGUACAUUUUGAAGAUUUGAUGAUUAGUUAUAAAACUUUGCCUUCCAUAUUAUAAAAUCUUGAUUUUAAAUGUUUAAAAAGUUAUGGCCUAGGGACUUAUAAAAAAGUUUUUUCUAGUGCAAUAAAAAUUGUAUACCAAGGCUCCUGACUUCUGGGAGAGGAUGGAUUUGUUGAAUUGUUACCAUGACAAAGCUGGAGUUAUUUUUGUAGGUGACAGGUUGUAAAGAAUAUAGUACCAAUCU
Artibeus jamaicensis (Jamaican fruit-eating bat) is the source of this 4790-nucleotide messenger RNA. RefSeq names its product signal transducing adaptor molecule 2 (gene STAM2). The coding region runs from base 155 to 1717 and encodes 520 amino acids. Gene Ontology annotation, biological process: signal transduction. Gene Ontology annotation, cellular component: endocytic vesicle. The transcript is spliced from 14 exons. Gene Ontology annotation, molecular function: phosphatidylinositol binding; ubiquitin binding. The record is from RefSeq and is a predicted model, not a curated record. NCBI's taxonomy places the organism in Eukaryota, Metazoa, Chordata, Mammalia, Chiroptera, Phyllostomidae.